Engraulis encrasicolus (European anchovy) is the source of this 3037-nucleotide messenger RNA. It is a transcript of the gene slc25a25a, whose product is annotated as solute carrier family 25 member 25a. Gene Ontology annotation, molecular function: calcium ion binding; ATP transmembrane transporter activity. Gene Ontology annotation, cellular component: mitochondrial inner membrane. The transcript is spliced from 10 exons. The record is from RefSeq and is a predicted model, not a curated record. The coding region runs from base 94 to 1503 and encodes 469 amino acids. Gene Ontology annotation, biological process: transmembrane transport; ADP transport; ATP transport. Lineage: Eukaryota; Metazoa; Chordata; Actinopteri; Clupeiformes; Engraulidae.
CUUACCGGCAUUUCAGUAUUCCACGGCGCCGAAAGAGGACCGUCGUAUAUUAUUUAUUUAUUUAUUGUGCAUACUUUUACUUUUUCACUUAAAAUGUUGUCUCUUUGUCUUUACGUGCCUGUUUCCAACUCGGAUCCAAUCGAGGUUGAUUAUUUCGAGUCAAAUCGUCUUCCAUCCGAGCUGAAAUCGCUUUUCAAGCUAAGCGUGCUCCUCCCAUCUCAAGAAUUUUCUACGUACCAGAAAUGGAGAAAGAAAAGUGUGCGGGAGGAGAAGGAGGUGGAUGGCCAACUGGACUUUGAGGAAUUCGUCCAUUACCUGCAAGACCACGAAAAGGACCUGAAGCUCGUCUUCAAGACACUGGAUAAGAAGGAUGCCGGUAAUAUCAAUGCCAAAGAGAUUGUGGAUUCGUUACGAGACCUUGGGGUCCACAUCACAUUACAGCAGGCGGAAGGUGUCCUGAGGAGCAUGGACAAGAACGGAACAAUGACCAUUGACUGGAAUGACUGGAACAACUGCCCCACCCAGCAGCCGGAAGAGUCCAUCCCAGAGAUCAUUUUGUAUUGGAAGCACUCAACGAUCUUUGAUGUGGGCGAGAGCCUGCUGGUUCCUGAUGAGUUCACCACGGAGGAGAAGCUGACCGGCAUGUGGUGGAGGCACCUGGUGGCCGGAGGAGGGGCUGGAGCCGUCUCUCGAACCUUCACCGCUCCCCUGGACCGCCUCAAGGUUAUCAUGCAGGUCCACGGCACCCGGAGCGGGAACAUGUGCAUCAUGAGCGGCCUGACCCAGAUGAUCAAGGAGGGCGGCAUCCGGGCGCUCUGGAGGGGGAACGGCAUCAACGUAAUCAAGAUCGCGCCCGAGACGGCCCUCAAGUUCAUGGCCUACGAACAGAUUAAGCGCAUUAUGGGAAGCAACCAGGGCUCCAUCGGCAUCUCUGAGCGUUUCGUUGCCGGCUCCCUGGCAGGUGUCUUCGCCCAGAGCGUCAUCUACCCUAUGGAGGUUCUGAAGACCCGUCUGGCGCUGAGGAAGACGGGCCAGUAUGCGGGCAUCUCGGACUGUGCCAAGCAGGUGCUGCGGCGGGAGGGCCUGGGGGCCUUCUACAAAGGCUAUGUGCCCAACAUGCUUGGCAUCAUCCCCUACGCUGGCAUCGACCUGGCCAUCUACGAGACUCUGAAGAACUCGUGGCUGCAGCGUUACGGGUCUGAGAGUAAAGACCCAGGCAUCUUUGUCCUCCUGGCCUGCGGAACAGUCUCCAGUACCUGUGGUCAAUUGGCCAGCUAUCCUUUGGCCCUGGUCCGCACACGCAUGCAGGCACAAGCAACGCUACAGAGUACGGGCCCCCAGCUGUCCAUGACGGGGCUCUUCAAGCAGAUCCUCCAGACGGAGGGCCCCACGGGCCUGUACCGGGGCCUCACCCCCAACUUCCUCAAAGUCAUCCCCGCCGUCAGCAUCAGCUACGUGGUGUACGAGAACAUCAAGUCCUCGCUCGGGGUCCAGUCUCGGUGAAGAACGCCAAGCCUUAAAUGAGAAAUAUCUGGACAUUUGUCAACCUUUUCUGGUCUUUGCUGGUGUGGCGCGCCGGAAAGAUGAGUAAGAACUCCGAAGCCGUGGCACUUCAGAUCCCGGUGAGGAGUUGAGGAUGAGCCGAAUGGAGAAUGGGAAGGCUGAAGAAGAGAGGUGUGAAGAUGGGAGGCACAUGCACAAAAGGUGAAGGUGAAAUGGACUUAAGAAUACUGAACUAUGGAGGGGCGGGCGGUCGCCCUGAACCAACACUGCUGCUGAGAUAAUAUAACGAAACGGAUUUAUUUUUAUAAGGAUCGAGAGACCAUGGUACUUUAUGUAAACACUAAAGCUCUAGGGACCAACUUUAUGUUGACUGUGUUUUUGUUUAAUUUGUGUUGAGUAUGACUGCAACAAUGAUUACUUUUAUCCAUGUGAGAUCAUUAGCAGCAUGUGUGUAUGGUGGGCCGUUGUGCCCUGUAUGGCAGUAUUAAGGAUGUUGAGCGGCACCCAGCCUGUUGAGUGCAGUCCAAAUCGUCUCAGAGUUGGCCUCGCUCAUCGCUUUACACCAGGCUACUCUUGGGCGCCUGGUUGUGGGGGGGAUGGUAGGUCGUGCCUGGGGUGGGGGUAUUUAUUCAGUAGUUUCUUCACCUUUAAAAGCAAAAUGAAGCUUGCAGUGAUGUCCUUCGUCAGGUACAUCUAUUUAUGCAACAUAUGCAGAUAAUUUAUUUUUUUACUGUGUCUGUCUGAGAGUUGCAGUAUUGUGCUGACUGUGGCUGUUGUGUGCGUGUGAACAAGGGGCUUUCAUAUGUGUACCUCCUUGCUCCAAUGUGUCUCGUCAGGGAGAAAUGUAAUUACACCAAACUCAAUGUGAAGAGCGCACAAGAAAUGUAUCUUCUCUUUUACACAUAAUUAGCCGAGCUGCCAGUUCCUACAUCCAAGCGUAAGUUGGAAUGCUGAGUUUAUUCUUUUUUUUUCUUUUUUUUGUAACUGGUUUAAAGAUGGCCUUAAAUUCAACAUAUUGAACAGACAUUUAUGUGUGGGUGAUUAUUCUAAAUCAAUGGAUGCACUUUAUUGACUCGAGUCACUUUUUUAAGAAAUGGUCUUCAAUUUACUGCAGAGGAAGAGCAUUUAAAUCACCAUAUUGGUGUUUUUCACUGACUCGCAUUAUGGUUUUAUUGGGCAGGCAUUCCAGAUAUUCAUGUACAACAUUAAAGAAAAUAUCAAAGUUGGGGGAGGGGCUGCAUACACCGGUUCUAUGGUUGUGGGUGAAAUUUCAUCCAUUAAGCUACAGAAUGAGACUCGUUUUUCUUUUUCUUUUUCCAGUGUACAUCACUACAACUGAAUGUGUAGGCCCCUGCCUUACAGUUCAAAUAGCCUACAACAGGUAUUAAUACCUCAGGGAACAUGUUUAGUCAUUUGAAAAAGAUAGGGUUGUGUUUUUGUUCUGUUGUCUGUUCUUUUGUUGCGUUUAAACAGAUUGGAAAAAAUGUAAACUCCCUUGACUUUUGAAUAAAAAAAACAAGAUUUUAAAGUCAAA